Messenger RNA from Eruca vesicaria subsp. sativa (arugula), 2437 nucleotides. Lineage: Eukaryota; Viridiplantae; Streptophyta; Magnoliopsida; Brassicales; Brassicaceae. The record is from the annotation of a GenBank genome assembly.
UUCGUUCCUCCAAUGCUAAUUACCCAAAUAACAAGACAGGACACACAAAUUGACAAUUUUUCUCGCAAACAAAAACCCUAAUCUUUUCGUCCAUAGUUUUCCUCUUUCAACUUCCUUCCUCUCAUCGCCCUAUCUCUCCGCCUUCUGUCUCGAGUGUGGGCUGAAACGAGCGAUUGCAUCUACAGACAAACAAUCUUCUUUCCGGCUUUCUGAAACCUUUUUGGCUGAUUUUAAGACUGGCACUGAUAAUUUAAUAUAUGCGUAGGUGUUAGGGGGAGGGGGGGGGGGUUUCUUGUGUUUGUCAUUGAACCGGCUUAUAGGUGCGAAUUAGGUUGCGAUGCAAGUCUAGAAUGUUUUUGGAAGAUUAAAUUUCGGAUGCAAGUGUAGAAGGUUUUUUGAAAGAUUGAGAAGCCGAGGGAUUUGGGGAAGAAAGUGUGUUUCUUUCUUCUUCUUUUUUUUCUAUCUGAUGAGGCAUAAUGGACAAAGGUGAACCCUCUUUAGUUCCGGAAUGGUUGAGAAGUUCAGCACAUGCUUCUGGUGGUGGGAGUUCAUAUUCUUCUCACUCAGAUUCUGCAUCUUUACCACAUAAUAACUGGAAUAGAAACACUAGGAGCAAAAGUGAUGUUGAUUCUAUUCAUUCUCCUUUUCUGGAUCGAUCUUCUUUUGCUAAUUCGAGGAGGGGAGCUAGUAAUGGGACUGCAAAGCAUCCGUAUAGUAGUUUCAACUUCAAUAGGAGCCAAAGGGAUAAGGACCAAAGCAGAGACAAGGAUAGGGUAAGCUAUGUGGAUCCGUGGGACCUUGACACUUUUAUCCCCCUCAGAAAUAUCUUAGCUGGUAAGGAUCAGGACCAAUUGCGACGAUCACAUUCCAUGGUGACAAGGAAACAGGCCGGCCGAGGGCUUUCAGUGGGCUUGAAAAAUGGUGGCAGCAGUAGUAGUAGUUUCAAUGGAAAUGGACUUAGCUUUCAGAGGACUGGGUUUGAUAAGGAUUUUCCUUCGCUUGGAUCUCAAUGUGGGAAAGACCUUGUUCGAGUCUCAUCUUCUGGCCUAAGUUCAGCUGUUCAGAGCUUGCCAGUUGGUAACUCAGCUCUGCUUGGCGGGAAAGGUUGGACCUCAGCUCUGGCAGAGGUUCCCAAUGUCAUCGAGAAGGCUUGUGCUGGACCAUUAACUUCUCCGAAAGCUAAUGUUGUUAGCACGGUAAUGUCAACUGGUCUUAACAUGGCUGAAGCAUUGGUGCAGGCUCCUACAAGAACUCUUACCCCUCAACUAGGAUCUGUGAAGCCACGAAGACACGAGGACUUGGCAAUCAAGCAAUCAAGGCAGUUGAUACCGGUUGUGCCUUCAACACCAAAGUGCUCGAUUCUUAACUCUUCCGAUAAAUCCAAGACAAAGCCAGUUGUUCGGGCUGGUGAAACUUGUCUUGGUCCAUCAAGAAACGCCCAACAGCAGCCCUCUGUCAUAAUCGGGAGUUUCCAGUCUAAUCCUAGUGGUCAAAUCAAACCAGAGAAGAAGCUGUUGGUUCUCAAACCUGCUAAGGAGAAUGGUGUCGCUGCUGUAAAAGAAUCUGGUAGUCCUAGUGGUAAUGCAAACAGUAGACCUUCGUCUAACCAGUUAAUGAACACCGCUCAUUGUUUACAAUCUGCUCCUGUGAGAAGUACAAACAGCCCAAGGGAGCACACGGGAACUACUUCCUUCACCAUGACGUCUGGACAAACCAUUGAAAAGAAAUCUUCCUUGGCUCAAACUCAGAGCAGGAACGCAUUUUUCAGUGCUUUGAAGCAGAAAACUACAUCAACAGACAUCCCAACCAAUCCUGUUAACUCUACAACCACUUGCUUCUCUUCUUUGCCUGAGAAAAAGGUCAACAGAUCAAAGGAGCUUGUAGCUAGUGACCCGUCAAGUCCACAGGUUACAAGUGGUCUCGAAGUGACUCAAAGGAAUAAUAUUGGCUUUGAGGCAGCAGACAUUCCAGAUGAGGAAGAAGCCAAGUUUCUUAGAUCGCUUGGCUGGGAUGAAAACAAUGGUGAAGAGGAAGCUCUUACAGAGGAGGAGAUCAAAGCUUUUCGUGAGCAGUACAAGACGCUGAAACCAGUCACUUCCGCAUAAACUGUCCAUCAUACAAGAGGCAAGAGAGGAUGUAGCUUAAUAGUCCUGAAAUGAACCUUACAAACUGAAGAAAUUACUGGCUAAUUUACCCUAUGGAUGAUAGUUUCUAAUUUCUUUUCCCUUUUUCGUUUAAUUUUUUUUUUUUUUUUUUUGAGAAAAGCUGGCUACUACUUUUGGCAAAUGGAAGAAGAGAAAAUGAGGGUUUUUGUGGGUUUCGUUUGACGGUUUGCAAAUAUUGCAAAUAAGCUUAGCAUGAGCCUUGAAUGCAAUAUGAGUGUCCUGAACUCUUCUGGCUUUGUAGAUCUUUGGUCUAAAAAUGGAACAGCUUUCAA